Daldinia vernicosa is the source of this 2547-nucleotide messenger RNA. Its product is annotated as ethanolamine kinase. Bases 660 to 1922 code for a protein of 420 amino acids. The record is from RefSeq and is a predicted model, not a curated record. Gene Ontology annotation, molecular function: choline kinase activity; ethanolamine kinase activity. Gene Ontology annotation, cellular component: cytoplasm. Gene Ontology annotation, biological process: phosphatidylcholine biosynthetic process; phosphatidylethanolamine biosynthetic process. The transcript has 2 exons. NCBI's taxonomy places the organism in Eukaryota, Fungi, Ascomycota, Sordariomycetes, Xylariales, Hypoxylaceae.
CUUUUAUUUCUUAUACCUAAUCUACAUUCAUCCUAUUGUCCCUAUUCAAAUCGAUCACUUACAUGAAAUAAAUACUAUUACAAGGUACUUAGUUACUAUUUUUUAAGACACAACUUACAUAUCCAGAAAAGAUCGAGUGGGAUGAAAGUGCAUAUGUAUGUACCACGCAGUAUGUAGGCGUUGCCACCUCUUCCCAAGAUUCAGGUGCUCUAGGGCUGCAGCUACCCCUGCCACCCCUGGUUUUAGUUCGAUCAAUUAAUUCGAUUAGUUGGUCCCUGAUCACUACUAACCACACCUGCCACACCCACAUCCUUUGCGAAUCCCCAAUUGCACAUCAUUCACACCCUUUCCCUUCUACAUCGGGACGGUAAUGACGUUUUGCUGCUUGUUGGUACGUACGACCAUCGUUUAAAACGUCUUAACCACCUCGAGUUUGUCCUCUGCUUCACCGUUUGAUCGCUCUUAAAUUAAUCACCCUUGCGACACAUCCACAAUCUAUAUUCUCCCACUCGCACGCUAGGCGGUGAACUUUUUUCUUCUAUUUAUUUACCUACUCCAGAAGAAGCAGGCAAAUCCUUUCGAAAUUUCGAUCUCUCCAUGACCUUAUACUGUGCUCCUAAAAAAAGAACGACAAGUAAUCGACCGAGCACGUGUGCAAUAUGCCUUCGUUUAACCCCAACGGAGUAGCCAACGGCCACCUUGGCCAGUUACGACACAUUCCAAUUUCCUACGAUAACGACAAUUCCAAUGCCUCAGCUCGUGCACUUAUCCUCGCCCUACGUCCAGAAUGGUCGAGUCCUGACUCCAAUAUUGAAUUCGUACCAUUCAAGGAUGGUAUAACCAACACGUUACUAAAAGCCAUCAAUAAGAAGGAAGGUCUAUCUCCAGACGAGGUGGAUAAGGAGGCGGUUCUACUACGAGCAUAUGGACACGGAACCGAUGUUCUCAUAGACAGGCACCGCGAGACCCAAAAUCACGAGCUGCUGAUGAGAUGUGGCUUGGCUCCUGAAUUACUCGCCCGCUUCGAUAAUGGCAUGAUAUAUCGUUAUAUCCGAGGCACGGCCACUCAACCUGCCGACUUGAGGACGCCGUCUAUAUAUUUAGCUGUUGCGAGGCGGUUAGCACAGUGGCACGCUACCGUGCCCUGCAUAUAUGAGACACAUGCGCAGAGGAAUGGGGUAAAUGGGACCAGCAACGGUCAUCACGAAGUGGAAAUUGAGCAUGCCGCACCAGGGAAACCUUCGCCCAACGUAUGGACGGUUAUGCAGAAGUGGAUCCUUGCCCUCCCCACGAAGACGGAGGCCCAGCGCACAAGACAGGCGACCCUCCAGCAGGAGCUAACUAAGCUCGUUGACGAGCUAAGCCAACGGCCUGGGCUGGGCGACAAUGGCCUUGUCUUUGCGCACUGCGAUCUCCUGAGUGGAAAUGUGAUAAUUGAGCCUCAAGAUUUAAGCAGCACUAAAAAGGAGGGCGGUCCGCAGACAGUAGUCAGUUUUAUAGACUAUGAAUAUGCCACCCCUUCCCCUGCAGCGUUCGACUUGGCUAACCACUUUGCGGAAUGGGGUGGGUUUGACUGCGACUUUACUGUGUUACCAACUCGAGCACAACGGCUAGAGUUUAUACGGGAAUAUAUUCACACCUACUUCAGUCUAUUACCUAACAAGCCUGAUAACAUAGACGAGGAAGCAGAAGCACAGAAACUAUUUGCUGAAGUAGAUAUAUUCCGUGGUGUGCCCGGACUUUACUGGGGAAUCUGGGCCUUGAUCCAGGCGACCAUCUCGCACAUCGAUUUUGACUACGCGGAAUACGCUGAGAUUAGGCUAGGAGAGUAUUGGGGGUGGAGAGAGGCUAGCAAAUAUGACGGCAAAUUAACAGGAAAGGAGUUGUCGGUACGGGAAAAGAGGUGGGCGCAGUUGGAAUAGAUUUUCAGGCAUUUUCAGGGUAAGAUGCGAUAGGGGAGUCAUAACCGCAUUUUAAUAGAUACCAUUAUGAUAAAGGGCACGUUUGAGGAAACUUGGACUACGCGGGAAUUAUAGCUACGAUCAUAUAAUACUUGAGACUAGACGGAGGAGUUGGGGGGCAUUUAGAAUAGUCUUGGACUUAAGCUAAGGCGGUAUCGACGUGUUUUCCGUCUCGAGAAAUAGGAAUGUUGCUUGAUCGAUGGCUCGGACUGAUGGUAUUGCGGCGUGAGCUACUUGAUUUGAAGUUAUGAAUGCCUGCCUAUUGGAUUCCAAGUUUCUCGGUUGAUGUACACGAGAAAUAAUAUAUAGGACGCACGCAUUUAGAUCCCAAUUGGAGCUCGGAUAUAAAAUACUCCUAACCCUGACUCUCGAGCUGGCUGACCCGGAAUACUAGCCUUCAACAGUACAAUGGGAGAAGCAAGUGGUCAAAAAAGACCGCUGGGGACUACGAAUCGUUACGUAUCGGGGGCAAUGCAUCAGUGUCUCGUCUGUAGGCGACAGCUACUUUAAGGCCUCUGUUGGGCUAUUAGCGAUGUAUUAGGUUAUGCUGUAGCUCUAUCCUACAGAAGAUUUAUUUCGUGGCGUC